AGAAACUACUGAAUCAUGGCGUGGGGCUACUGGAGCGCCACCACAGUCUCAGAUCGAGGUAGGAGCCCGCGUCGGAACCAGAACGGCACUUCCAACGCCGCCGCCUCAUCCUCCGGUUCCAGCAGACUAGACUCUCACCAUUCGCACUCCAGCGUACACCAGACGGCUGCCGCGGCCGCCGUCGCUGCUCCCAAGACCUACAUCGACAACCCCCAUGCCUCGGCGUCCCACCACCAUCACGCCGCCGCCACGGCGCCCCACAAUCCCAACAUGACCGCCGUGCAGGACUUUGACGAUCUCCCGUCCGCGGUGUUCUCCAGGAGGCCGUCCUUGGACCUGUCGGCUUCCGGGCAGAUGGUCGCGCACGCGCAGAACGUGGCGCACGUGUGCGCGGCCCACGGUAGUCGGCACGUGACGUGCGUGGGACCCACGGGUGGCACCCUGUCUGCAGGCAACACUCUGACAAGGUUGGGUUCAAGGCACACGGCCGUCGAGUACGCCGUGCCGCACCACUUCCACAUACACCACGGCACCAAGUACGUGGAGUACCACCAGCCGCAACUAUCGUUCUCAGACGACGAUUCCAGCUCGGAGCCUGGAUACGCCACAGUUUUUCCAAAUGUGCCGCCACAGCCUGGGAUGCCGUGUCAGGGAGAGGACAGGAGCAUUUAUAGAAGAGGAGCAAGAAGAUGGAGGAAGCUAUACCGCGUGAACGGUCAUAUUUUCCAAGCAAAAAGAUUCAAUAGACGGGCCUUCUGCGCUUUCUGCCAUGAUCGUAUCUGGGGCCUUGGUCGGCAGGGCUUCAAGUGCAUCCAGUGCAAAUUGCUGGUGCACAAGAAAUGCCACAAGUUGGUGCAGCUACCCUGCGCCAACGAGCACGUCGAGCCAGUACUCAGGGAGGAACAGAAUGGAGCCGAGUCCGCUGGUGGACAGGUUGGAUUGGUCGCGUCUCCCCACGUCAACGAAUCCGGUCUGCAGGAUCACCUCAGAGAGUUCCCGGAAGCGCCACAGGCCGACCUAUCCGGAGAAUCAGUGCCGGUGGAGGACCCCAAGGAAGACCUCGACAUCGGUUCUACCAGACAAUAUUCCCUGAACGAUUUCGAACUGAUCCGCGUUAUCGGUAGGGGAUCCUACGCCAAGGUGCUGAUGGUCGAGCUGAAGAAGACGAAACGCAUCUACGCCAUGAAGGUGAUCAAGAAGGCCUUGGUGACCGACGACGAGGACAUCGACUGGGUGCAGACGGAGAAGCACGUCUUCGAGACCGCCUCCAACCACCCCUUCCUGGUCGGGCUCCAUUCUUGUUUCCAGACGCCGAGCCGCCUAUUUUUCGUCAUCGAGUUCGUGAGAGGCGGCGACCUCAUGUUCCACAUGCAGAGACAGCGCAGGCUACCGGAGGAACACGCCAGAUUCUACGCCGCCGAGAUCUCUCUGGCCCUCAACUUCCUGCAUUGCAAGGGCAUCAUCUACAGAGACCUGAAACUGGACAACGUCCUACUGGAUCACGAGGGUCAUAUCAAGUUGACUGAUUACGGAAUGUGCAAGGAAGGCAUAAGGCCCGGCGACACCACCAGUACCUUCUGUGGUACUCCGAACUAUAUAGCUCCCGAAAUAUUGCGAGGAGAGGACUACGGCUUUUCCGUUGAUUGGUGGGCCUUAGGUGUUUUACUGUACGAGAUGUUGGCCGGUAGAUCGCCCUUCGACAUAGCGGGCGCUUCGGAGAACCCCGAUCAGAAUACCGAGGACUAUCUGUUCCAAGUGAUACUGGAAAAGACCAUAAGAAUACCCAGGUCGCUCAGUGUCAAGGCCGCCAACGUGCUGAAAGGGUUCUUGAAUAAGAAUCCCGCCGAUCGUCUUGGUUGUCACUCACCCGACUCCUUCUCCGAGAUCACUAGCCAUCAAUUCUUCAAGAGUAUCGACUGGGAUAUGCUGGAACAAAAACAUGUGCCUCCCCCUUACAAACCAAGACUGGACUCUGAUAGAGAUUUAGCUAAUUUCCCACCCGAAUUCACCGAUGAGCCUGUACAUCUAACCCCAGACGAUCCACGUGUGAUUGAGAAAAUUGACCAGUCAGAGUUCGAGGGCUUCGAGUACGUUAAUCCACUGCUCAUGUCGUUGGAGGACUGCGUGUGACAUGACAUAAUGUGUGCACUACAUCCGGCUAAUCGCCCAACGUUGCCUCCGCCGCCUCCUCCGCCUCCACCCGAUCUGCUCCACCUCGGGGGGAAAUACUUGGAAAUGGAUAAUGUACGCCCCACUUCGAAGUCUCUGUUGCAGAACAUAUUUUGCUUACCUUUGAAUUAGUGUUUCCGUGCUGAAGAAGGGGGUGUGGGGUGUAAAUGGUGGGAGGAAGGAACAUUUUAAAUUAUAUUUCAGGAGCAGCUAAAACGACAACAAUUUUUGGUUACUCUUGUCACUUUUGUGCAUUUGUCGGUGUUAUAUGCUAUGGUUUCGUGAAAUUCAGUGGUUUUGUAUGAUUCUGUGAUUAAGAUCGCACUGUUUGUUUACCCUAUUUCUGUGCUUCGGGAUAUGUAAAUUCCAAUCUUCUGUGAUUAUCGCGAAGGAAAAUGACGUUAUCUGUGAUUAUUCCAGCUAGUUUUCUUAUGUUAAUUGGGAUGGAAAUGAAGCCUUUCUGCGAAGUAAGUAAAAUCGAUAAGUUUCACCGAACUUAUCCAAUAAUUUUUGACCCAUUCAGUUUAAUUUUCGGAGUUUUUAUACAGAGGAUUUAUUUUAUUUCUAAAUUGUUGAGUUGUGAUAAUAAAAACCUGAAAAAUG
Molecule: messenger RNA, 2772 nt
Organism: Coccinella septempunctata (seven-spotted ladybird)
Lineage: Eukaryota; Metazoa; Arthropoda; Insecta; Coleoptera; Coccinellidae
Gene: aPKC
Product: atypical protein kinase C
Exons: 9
Coding region: 16-2130 (704 amino acids)
Biological process (GO): protein phosphorylation; establishment or maintenance of cell polarity
Molecular function (GO): protein binding; ATP binding; protein serine/threonine kinase activity
Source: RefSeq, a predicted model, not a curated record